Molecule: messenger RNA, 3327 nt
Organism: Xenia sp. Carnegie-2017
Lineage: Eukaryota; Metazoa; Cnidaria; Anthozoa; Malacalcyonacea; Xeniidae
Product: probable WRKY transcription factor protein 1
Exons: 3
Coding region: 160-2862 (900 amino acids)
Source: RefSeq, a predicted model, not a curated record
CUUACGAAUAAAAAGUUCAUUUCGUUUGGAUCUAGUCGAAUUGAAAAAAUACAUCAAGACUUUAAAGUUAAACAGAUCUUGUUGACAAAAGGUUCUCUGCUAUCGCCUUUAAAAGAGGAAGAUCGAGCUUUUGUUGUUCCGCAAACUGAAGAAAACUCGAUGAUGUAUGAAAGAAAUCAUCAAUUCUUGAAUGCAGAAAAUAGACUUCGUAAAUCACGAUCUAGCACGCUUUCUGGAUCUGGAUCAAGUUAUUAUUCAAACGAAAAUACAAUGACCCCAGCCACAAAAGCACGAUAUUUUGGGGGUUCAGACUCUAGGUUACAUAAUGCUGAUUCUCAGCCUAUCCAUACUUCUAAACCUGAAACAAAGGUCCAAUUUAACCAUGGCUCGGUCACCAGACGGACUCCUGUCAAAGUGAGUGAGAUAAAGAAAACAAUUCCUACAUCUGUUCACUCUAGCUCCAGAUCAUCCAUGGACAAAGCACCACAACAUCGAAGAAAAAAUAAAUUGAAUAAUAAGAAUAUAUCGGUUAACUCUUUGGUGAAACAGCGGUCUGGACAAGACGAUAAGAAAGCCUUUUCAAGUCCGAAAACAGCUUAUGAUGAUAACACUAAAAAUAAACAUCAACUUUUGGCUGAUCUGAACUCGAAUGACAUUUUAUAUCCAAAAAAAUCGCAACCUCAUAGGACUGGCAAUAUUUCUAUUUUGCUGAAACAAAAUGGACUCAAUGUUUCAAGUACUCAAAAUACUGAAGUUAAAACACAUCAUUCAUUAAAUAAUAGCAAAAAUAAUCUUUGCGCGGAUGAAAUAAGAGACUUUUUGAUUCCAGAAAACGAGAAACUCUCUAAUGGUCUUAUCCAAACUAGGUCCGAACAUUUUGUUUACUCUCAAGGCGAACGUCAGCUUUCAAAUUCUGAAAAGAUUCAGUCAUCUUUUAUGACGAAUAGAGAAAAUCACAUCCAUCAGAAGAGCACGGAGGAAAAGACCAAAAUUGCUCAAGUUUCUUUUGCUUUGAACGAAAGUCAGAGUACUCCAAAAGGCCAAACAGAACAUGCAAAUCUCCCUCAGUUAAAAAAAAAUAAAUUGGAACAAAACAAUUUAUCUUCUAAUGAAAUUAUUAACAAACGUUUAUUGGUAGAACAACAUAUGAAAAGAGAAAAAGAAGAAGAAUGUGUAAACGAAAGCUUACUUGAGCCCCAUCAAGUCCAACAGCUAUCAAAAUUGAAUUCUUUAGAGAAAAUAUCUUCAAAAUCCUCCUUUCAGAGGGAAAGCUCUUUUCCUUUGACUCAAAAAAUAGAAAACCCCCUUGACAACACCUGGGAUGAAAAAAAUUGCUUUGAUAUCCAUUCCCCUUAUCAAAAUAAUCCAAACGUUGUUAGCAACACAACAAAGAGUGAAGGUGGAGUAAACAAAGCUAAAUUGCCAAUUGAAAAUGAUUAUCAAAGUAAAUCAUCUUUGGAAAAAAAAUUUAAACGGCGACUUCCGACAUAUGAUGAAGCUGUUGUUUCUAAAAUUGAAGCAGAAAACGUUUACUCUGUUAAACCAAAGCGUGAGCAGAUCAAAGUGAAUCAACCACGAGAACAACUACAGCUACACAAGCACAAUGUGAAUGACAAACUGUCUUCAACGACAAGCGAGCUAAAUCACUCCUCAAAAUCUGUAUCCAAAACAAAAUCUCGUUCGUUAAAUAAUCUUGUUCAAUCAAAAAACACGGACCUACAACAUGAAACAACGAAACGUCGUUUUUCGUUGGAGAAAAAUAAAGAAAAAUUAUCACCGUCUCAUUCGUCAAACCAUACAAAUAGCCAUUUCACGGAAAAUGAGCAGCCUAUCUACGAUGGAGAAACACUAAAAUCAUUGUUAAAUACACAAGAACAGCUUGAUAAGAAACCGGCUGAUCUGUUGAAUAGUAGGAUUGAACAUAGAAAAUUAAGAAAAGAUGCUAAUGUGCUCAGAAAUGGCGAAUUGAAGACUAAGGAUGAUGAAACAGAUUAUGAGAUUUUAAAAUCUGAGCAAAAGGCAGUUCUUGAUUUGGAUUUCAAAGACCGUACCAAAAUACACACGGAUAAGAGUAUGGCAAAACAAUUUGCUGCUUCAAACGAAGUAAAUUUUUCAGAUGUUACUGAGGAAAGCAAAAUUCUCCAAUUGGUUGAAGCUGAAGAAAAAUAUUGGAAAUCUAAAAUCGAAAAGAAAGAGAAAAAUGAAAAAAGGGAUUCACAAGCUUUUGAAGAAAUGAAAAAACGCAAAGAGCGACAAAUGAAAAUGCUUUUUCAGAUAGAAAACGCUGAUCAAAAUAAAGAAAUAGAUUACUCGGAGAUCACCGAUACUUUACGAGCUGAAGAAGAGUUCUUUGCUCAAGAAGCAGAGAAAUUGUUGAAACAAAGAUCUAACAAUAAUUCGACAGUUAAGAUCACAAAAAAUAUUCAGUCAAACAAAGAACGUAGCAGUAAUAACAAAAAGGACAGUUUUCAACAUCAACCAUCGUCUCCUAAAAUACAAUCUAUACUUAAAAGACCUCAGACCUCUUCAAGUAGUGUUUCCAGUCACGAUGAUGCAACUUCCAAGCUUGACAUUGAGUAUAUGUCCCAAUAUAAUCAUCUUAAAAAGAUUUCUUCCUAUCGAUCGUCAUUGUACACAUGCAGUGGUUGUCACUUGCCUAUUGAGAAAGAUAUUUGUUACCAUGUUCCUGAGCUAAACUCAUAUUGGCAUCAAAAAUGCUUUCGCUGUUCCGUAUGCCACUCAAACUUAAUUCAAACUGAUAAAGAGACGCCUAUGAUCCGUGUGCUAUUUUCCCAAAUCCUUUGUCAAAACUGCUCGAGCAACAGUAAAACAGGCAUGCGCAGAAUGUCAUCGAUGGUGUGAAAUUAUCUUCCAACGUACUUCGUAAUCACAGGCAACGAAUUCAAUCUACAUUGUAAGGAUAUUCCCCUACAUGGCCAUGCACACAUCUUGCAUAGCAAAAAUAAAGUUGUCGAGAAUAUUUUGCUGCAUAAAACAUUUAGAUCAGGGACGAAACUAGAACGUUAAUUAGGGGGUGAAUAUUCAUAUAUUCAGCAUUGCCCGACUGAUUUUGUUUGUCAAUGAUUUUAAUUUCAAAAGAAGUCAGUCGGGCAGAGCUGAAUAUAUGAAUAUUCACACCACCCCCUCCCCAUUAACGUUCUAGUUUCGGUCCUGACUAAGAUAUUAAACAUUAUAUGUUUUUAGAAUUAGCGUUCACAAUCGUUGAUAAUUUAAUUCAAAAAUCUCAAUGCUAUAAAUUCAUUAGAAUGAAUAUAAAAUAAAUUGUUUACAGUCAUUUUUUAAAUGGAAUAAAUAUUUUUUAAAGUA